Camelus dromedarius (Arabian camel) is the source of this 3950-nucleotide messenger RNA. It is a transcript of the gene ALOX15B, whose product is annotated as arachidonate 15-lipoxygenase type B. Lineage: Eukaryota; Metazoa; Chordata; Mammalia; Artiodactyla; Camelidae. Gene Ontology annotation, biological process: lipoxygenase pathway; linoleic acid metabolic process; hepoxilin biosynthetic process. Gene Ontology annotation, molecular function: arachidonate 15-lipoxygenase activity; protein binding; iron ion binding. The record is from RefSeq and is a predicted model, not a curated record. The transcript has 14 exons.
AAAGGCAUGUGUGUGUUUAGCUGGAAUUCUAUUCUUAGUCACACUUCAGCUCACCCCAGUCUGGCUCCCACCGCCAUCACACCCUUGAAAUUGCUCUGGGUAAGGUCCCAGAUGCAAUGGUGGGAUUCUGUCGAGUGUCAGGGCUUGGCUGCACAGAACUGAGUUGAUUCCCUCAAUCAAACCCAAAGAUCUCCUUGACUGACAGACCCAGUGAUCAGUUCUCUGACUUUCUCCUAUGCAGCCUCUUAGCAUAUGACACAUUUGACCAGUCUCUUCUUGACUUCCAUGGAACACCCUCUCUGGGUUCUCCCAUCCCACUGACCCCUCCUUGCUGGAUGUGCCUCCUUUGCAUGACUUCCGAACAUCAGAGAACUGUGGGGCAUGGCUUGUUCCCUGUCCUCUGUCUACAGUCUCUGCUUAGUGGUCUCAGCCAGCCCAUGGCUUAGAUGCACCUGUGUGCCGAUGACUCCCAGGAGCACAUCCUCCAGCCCUGUGCUCUAUGCCUGGCUGUGGUUUCCCCACUUGGAUGUGCGGGGGGCAUCUCAAACCGUAUUUCCAGACCAGAACCCCAAGUCAGUUACCUUCCCCCCACACCUUGCCCCCUGAUCUCUCUCUCUCCUUCACUGCACUCCUGCCUUGUUUAGUUACUUAUUUCCUCUCACACUUGACUUUUUAACCUGCCAAAGGGCAAAGGCUGGGCCUUGCCUGAGCCAGUAUUCCACGGCACCUAACAUAACACUUGGCAUGUAGCUGGUUCUGAAAAUUAUUUACUGAAGGAACUCAAAUAAUGAAGGUAGUCCGAGAAGAGUUUGUAAAAAGUGGGGAUUUGGUCCUGCACAGACUAUGAAAGGCUAAGAAGGCAAAGAAACAAAGCGGGGGCAAACGAACCUCUGAACCCCCUGGAUCCCAACUCUCUGGCUGUGCCCAUCACUAAAGAUUCCCUUUCCAGAACCUCAGGACACCUAAUUCCAAUGUGGCCCAGCCCAGCCCCCACCUGCAUCCCUCACUUUCUGCCUCUCAGCCCCGCUCUCCCGGCCCUGAGCCAGGGCUUGUUUUUGGAGGUGGCGAUGGGGCCCCAGGGGAACUGAGUCAGUGGCAAUAACCAGCCUCACCCCACCACUGUGGGGCGGUGUGUGUUCCUGCUUUCCCCAUUGUGGGGUCAGACCAGCAGUAAGGGAGCCAGACUCUGGCUGGCACCAUGGCUGGGUUGAGAGUGAGAGUGAGAGUGUCCAUGGGGGAGGCCUUCGGGGCUGGCACGUGGAACAAAAUAUCUGUCAGCAUCGUAGGGACCCAGGGAGAGACUCCCCCAUUGCCCCUGGAUCAUCUAGGCAAAGAGUUCACUGCGGGCGCUGAGGAGGACUUUGAGGUGACACUUCCCCAGGACGUGGGCUCGGUGCUGCUGCUGCGCGUGCACAAGACGCCCCUGGCGCUGCCCUGCCCUCUGGGAUCCUUGGCCCAGGACGCCUGGUUCUGCCGCUGGUUCCAGCUCAUGCUGCCCCAGGGCUCCCCACUCCGUUUCCCCUGCUACCAGUGGCUGGAGGCGAAGAUCUCCUGUGAAGACCACCACCCUAGGCUCCAGCAACAGCGUGAGGAGGAGCUGCAGGCCAGGCGGGAGAUGUAUCGCUGGAAAACUUACAACCCAGGCUGGCCUCACUGCCUGGAUGAGGAGACCGUAAAAAACCUGAACCUCAACAUCAAAUACUCUGUGACCAAGAAAGCCAAUUUCUACCUGCAAGGCGGCUCUUUGCUGGCCGAGCUGAAACUCAAGGGGCUGUGGCACCGCAAGGGGCUCUGGAAGAGUCUGAAGGAGAUGACAAAGGUGUUCAGCUUCCGGAAGACGCCAGCCGUUGGGUACGUGUUUGAGCACUGGCAGGAGGACGCCUUCUUUGCCUACCAGUUCCUGAAUGGCCUCAGCCCGGUUCUGAUCCAACGCUGUUGCUGCCUCCCAAAGAACUUCCCUGUCACCGAUGCCAUGGUGGCCCCCAUGUUGGGCCCAGGGACCAGCCUGCAGGCUGAGCUGGAGAAGGGCUCCGUGUUCCUGGUGGAUCAUGGCAUCCUCUCUGGCGUUCACACCAAUGUCAUUAAUGGGAGGUCUCAGUUCUCUGCCGCCCCAAUGACCCUGCUCUACCAGCGGCCAGGGUGUGGGCCCCUGCUGCCCCUCGCCAUCCAGCUCAGCCAGACCCCUGGGCCUGACAGCCCUAUCUUUCUGCCCACCGACGACAAGUGAGACUGGCUGCUGGCCAAGACGUGGGUGCACAAUGCCGAGUUCACCUUCCACGAGGCCCUCACACACCUGUUAAUGGGGCACCUGAUAGCCGAGGUCUUCACCCUGGCUCUGCUGCGCCAGCUGCCCCAUUGCCACCCACUCUUCAAGCUGCUGAUCCCACAUACACGGUACACCCUGUACAUCAGCACACUGGGCCGCGUGCUGCUCAUCGCCUCCGGGAAGGUGGUGGACAGGUCCACAGGCCUUGGCCUUGAAGGUUUGUCUGAGCUGAUACAGAGGCACAUGGAAGAGCUGAACUACUCCGCCCUGUAUCUGCCCGAGGAUAUCCGGGCCCGAGGAGUUGAAGACAUCCCGGGCUACUACUACCGAGAUGAUGGGAUGAAGAUCUGGGAUGCAGUGGAGCGCUUUGUCUCCGAAAUCAUCAACAACUACUACCCAAGUGAUGAGUCUGUCCACGAUGACAGUGAACUCCAGGCCUGGGUAUGGGAGAUCUUCUCCGAGGGCUUCCUAGGCCGGGAGAGCUCAGGUCUACCCUCCUCCCUGCGGACACGGGAAGCCCUGAUACAGUAUGUUACCAUGGUGAUAUUCAACUGCUCGGCCAAGCACUCUGCUGUCAGUGCGGGGCAGUUUGACUUCGGUGCCUGGAUGCCCAACCUGCCGCCCUCCAUGCAGCUGCCACCGCCCACUUCCAAAGGCCAGGCAAAGCUGGAGGGGUUCCUAGCUACCCUCCCACCAGUCAAUGCCACGUGUGAUAUGAUCAUUAUCUUCUGGAUGCUAAGCAAGGAGCCUGGAGAUCAACGGCCCCUGGGCACCUACCCAGAUGAGCACUUCACUGAGGAGGCCCCGCGUCGGAGCAUCGCCGCCUUCCAGAACCACCUGGCCCAGAUCUCACGGGACAUCCGGGAGCGGAACCAGGGCCUGGAGCUGCCCUAUACCUACCUGGACCCUCCCCUCAUCGAGAACAGUAUCUCCAUCUAAAUUCCCUGGAGAAUAGGGCCCGAGGUAGCACCCCUUUGACCCCAUCACUCUCGGCUACCUUUCACCCAGAGUAAAGGACUCCCCAGAAAACCAGGCCCCCAUAUGCCUCUCCUGGGACAAUCAGGCCUAACGUCACUUACCCCCCACCCAUAAUGAAACAGAAACAGCAAUAAUCCAGAGAACAGAGCCUCAUGGGAUGGUACCACUAUGCCUUUUGAAGGCUCCAGGCCUCAAAGUGCCUGCACACUCACAGCCCCCUGGAAGUGUGCUGUGGGGACUUUAACCCUGCCCCUGAUCCCACUGGAUCUGAUGGUCACCUGACUCAAGGGCAGUCCUCCUCCAGACUGUCCAGCAGCGCAAGGAGUGGCCUGUUCAAAAACUGCCCAAGAGAUUGGUGGUGACCUGUGGUCCCAGCUUUAAAAUAAACCACUCACUGAGAAAGGGCCAUGGGAAGCCAGCAAGAUGAGGAGGAUGUACUGCUGGGACAUGCAGGCAGUGCCCACAUGUGCUUUGUAAAAGAUGUGCCCCAAAGUUGAACAAAAGCCUUGCGUACUAUAAAACAGUUUCCAUUUCCAGAGACUUAGGCAAUAUUAUAUCAUUCUAGAUUCAGUCAUAUGUUGCUUUCUAGAUUUAGUCUUAAAUGAUGGAAUUCCAACAUUUCACAUACAUUCUUUAAUCUUGCUUUUCUUUGUUCUUGUUCCAACUCAGUGAGCUUUCAUUAAAGCCAAAAAUGUGUCCCCUUGAA